Centruroides sculpturatus (bark scorpion) is the source of this 2194-nucleotide messenger RNA. Its product is annotated as tripartite motif-containing protein 3-like. The record is from RefSeq and is a predicted model, not a curated record. Gene Ontology annotation, molecular function: protein binding. The transcript has 7 exons. Bases 102 to 1994 code for a protein of 630 amino acids. Lineage: Eukaryota; Metazoa; Arthropoda; Arachnida; Scorpiones; Buthidae.
UUUCAACUAAUUCGAGAUUUUAAAGCGUGAGAUUAUUCUGUUCGACUUUAAAAUCGUUUGCACUAGUAAGUAGAACGAACUGAUUUUUAAUUUUGUCAACGAUGAAUUUCGAUUCGAGAUCUUUACCCGAGCCUACAAAUACUAACUCAAUGGCUUCCACUUUGAUUAGACUAGAAGAAUCGUUUAUAAAGCAAUAUCCUGAGGAUGUCCAAAAGAAACUGCAAGAAAUUCGAAGUACUAAAAUGAUAAUAGAACAAAAACAUCAUUAUAUCAAGCAUCGUGUGGAUGAAUUGUUGGAAAAUAUCAGAAAACAAAUAUUUAAGGACGGGGAUGAAAUUUUAAACCUAAAAUUGAAAUCAUUAGAAGAAAUGGAGAAGAAAGUUAGAGAUACAAGGUUGCUUCUAACAGAUAAUUGUAUGAAUAUCCCCGAAUCGAUACGGGAUAUCUCUGAAAUUGAAGAAAUAGAUUCAUUUCAUGAUCAACUUUUAUCUCAUAUCUCAUUUGACUUCAUAACAGAUAUAUCGGAUGCCAAAUAUUGUUUAGGUUAUAUUGAAAGUUUUCCACUCAAACCAAAAGACUUAACUCUUGAGAUUAAUGAGCUAAAUAAAUAUGAAAUUGGAACGGAUUUUGAAGUUACAGUUAGAAGCAAGAAAUCGUGGUACUUUAUGACCUUGCGCUCAUUAGCCGGCUAUGCAGAGAACGAGAAUGGAAUAAAAAUAUUACCUAAGAUUUUAGAUAAAGAAGACGGUACUUACAUAUUCCUGUUUGUUUUAGAUGAUUUUUCUAAAUACUAUAUCGAAAUAACACUCUAUGGUCGUCCAAUCAAAAAUAGCCCUCUUAUAGUCAAGAUCGAACCGAGCGUGCGAAGUAAUAGAUGUAAGACGUCUAUUCCCAGAACGCUAUCACCUUCAAAUGAAGGAAAACAUCCAUUCAAAGACGGAAAACUAUUAAAUAAAUAUAAUCAAAAAUUCAAAGAAGAAGAAAAACAUCUAGAUACGAAAACAUCCACACUUAAUCCAGUCUAUCGCAAAGACAAAGUACGUAUUGAUACAAAUGGAGAGGAACUUAUUGAAGAUAAAAAUUAUGAUCCUAAGAAUGAUUGUAUAGAAAACCGCCGUAAUGAUAUCAAUAAAACAGACAGUUUAGAUGGCGAAGAAGACAGUGUUACUCUUACAGCUUAUCUUUUAUCUACUAUAACUAAACAAAAUGGUGUUGAUCUUUACUUUCCUAUUGGAGUUUCCGUAAAGCAGAGUAAUGAUAUCAUUAUAUGUGACACUGGCCAUCAUAUGGUGUGGAUCGUAGAUGAAUCUGGUAAACCUAAACAGAAAAUUACUCAAAGAAAGCAAGGAGUAAAUCUGUAUAGACCUUCGGCAGUUGUUGUUACUGAAGACGAUAAUUUUGUUGUGAAAGAUAAUCACGGACUUCAUUUAUAUAGUCAAAACGGCAUUUUCAUAAGAAGUAUUGGAGAAAGAAUACUUCAGAAGCCUUAUGGACUUGCAAUAACAGAAGAUGAAAAAUUAAUAACAUUGAACGAGACAUCAACACCCAGUUUAUUUGUUUUCAAUAAGGAUGGCGGCAUAGAAAAUGAGAAUUUAUUCGAACCACUAGCAGAAAGAUCAGCAGCAUCAAAAUGUCGAUUUUUGGCAUCCUAUUCGAAUGAAGUCGUCGUAUCUGAUUUAGGAUUAAGCAAGAUAUAUAAAACAACUAUGGACGGGCAACUGAUUAAAGAAUUUGGUUCUUACGGAAUAACUGAUGGUGCUAUGAAUGAACCGUCUGGCAUUACUUUAGAUCCAAAAGGAACUAUGCUUAUUGGUGACAGCAAAAACGAUCGCAUUCAGAUCUUCGACUGGAAUGGAGAAUUCUUAGGUAACGUGAUUUUCACCUCUCCAAUUAGGAGACCUUCGGAUAUCGCUUUAACUAAAGAUGGACGUUUAUAUGUUGCUAAUUACUUGGAUCAUUAUAUAUCAGUUUUUCGUCUUAAAAUAGGAGAUUGAUUUUAAAAUUUAUCCGAUAAUCAUCAUAUACAGUAAAUCAAUAUUAAUUCGGAUUAUAAUGCAUAUUGAAACUAUUGAUUAUCUUUCCUUUCGUUAAAAAGUUUUGAAAAUUAAAUUAUUUAAUGUAAAAAAAAUUUAAUAAUAUAAUAAUCUUUCUGUUAUAUUAAAAUAAAAUGAACAAAAGAAUAUUAAAUAAAUUA